This is a messenger RNA of Anoplopoma fimbria (sablefish), 2672 nucleotides long. RefSeq names its product prostaglandin E receptor 4 (subtype EP4) b (gene ptger4b). The transcript is spliced from 2 exons. Bases 220 to 1593 code for a protein of 457 amino acids. Gene Ontology annotation, cellular component: plasma membrane. Gene Ontology annotation, molecular function: prostaglandin E receptor activity. Lineage: Eukaryota; Metazoa; Chordata; Actinopteri; Perciformes; Anoplopomatidae. The record is from RefSeq and is a predicted model, not a curated record. Gene Ontology annotation, biological process: positive regulation of cytosolic calcium ion concentration; inflammatory response; cellular response to prostaglandin E stimulus.
ACAGCACGAAGAGCAGCUCGCUGUCACCAAAAAAAAACCCAAAACAUCCUCAUCUUCGUAUAUUUCCAUCACGGAUUGUGGACUUUUCAUGCUGUGCGUAUAAAAGGAACAUGAGGAAACAAUGGAUUUGCUUCUUGUUGGAGAUCUUGGAGAAUGCGCCUUCGUGGAAAAUGCCACUACUUCGGAAGUUAGAGGGGAACCGUUUCUCAGUGUGAGACAAUGAUAGAAGAAGUCCCGGCAAGUAUGAACUCCACGGCAGCACAGGGGGCAUUUCGACCGCCCACCAUCCCGGUGAUCAUGUUCAUUUUCGGGGUGGUGGGGAAUGUCAUCGCUAUAGUGGUUCUGCGGAUAUCACGAAAGGAACAAAAGGAGACAACUUUCUACACACUGGUGUGCGGCCUGGCAGUGACUGACCUCCUGGGCACGCUGCUGGCCAGUCCCGUCACCAUCGCCACCUACAUGAAGGGCGCCUGGCCGGGAGGGGAGCCGCUGUGCCAGUACUCCGGCUUCAUCCUGCUCUUCUUCUUCUUGGUCCAGCUCAGCAUUGUGUUUGCAAUGUCAGUGGAGAGAUACUUGGCAAUAAACCAUGCGUAUUUCUACAACGAGUACGUCAACCAGAAACUCGCAGCGCUCACUCUUUUGGGCAUUUACAUUUCCAACAUCGUGUUUUGCGCGCUGCCCAGUUUGGGGUUUGGGCAGGUGAAGCGCCAGAUGUCGGGGACCUGGUGUUUCAUCGACUGGCAGAACAACCAGACAUCAGUAGCGACUUUUAACUUGAUGUACGCGGGUGUGAACUCGGUCAUCGUGCUGGCCACUGUCAUAUGCAACGUGAUGGUGUGCGGGGCUCUGAUCCUGAUGCACAAGCGGUUCAUCCGGCGCACGUCCUUGGGCACGGACCAGAGGCGCAUCGCGGAUAUCAGGCGCAGACGGAGUUUCGGACGACUAGCCGGAGCAGAGAUCCAGAUGGUGAUCCUGCUCAUAGCUACCUCCGCUGUGGUUCUCAUCUGCUCCAUACCGUUAGUGCUGAGGAUCUUUGUGAACCAGCUGUUCACAAACCAGACAGAAGUGCUUUUCGGGUUGAACAAAGACCUGCUGGCCAUCCGCAUGGCCUCUGUGAACCCCAUCUUGGACCCUUGGAUCUACAUCCUGCUCAGAAAGACAGUGGUCCUCAAGCUGAUGGAGAAAAUAAAGUGUCUGUUCUGCAAAAUGGGCGGGCGGGGACGGAGGAACGGCGGGCAUUUCCGUUGCGCCGACGGCCGCCUCUCAUCCUCCAUCGUCUCACGAGACUCUCCCUCGCUGGUGUCACGAGAGCUGAAGGAAAUUGUGAGCACCUCGCAUACCUUCUUGUACCCGUCUGAGGGAACCACUGUGACAUCUCAAACAAGGACACAAAGCGGUUCCAGCCUACCGGGGCCACAGACGUUACAGGGCCCCCAGGAAGUGGAGGGGCCUCAAAGGGGGCUUUCACACAGCGAUUUAGUGGACAGAGCGGCAGGCGAGCCACUGAGAGAGCUUCCGAUGUGUCGCAAGGACCCGGCUCUACAUGUGACCUUCACGGAUGAGACUACAAACUUACAGGAGAAAAGCAUAUAACAGUGAACGUGAUCUCAAAGAGCAUCCGUCACUGUAAAAGAAAGGUUUUGGGACCUCAGAUAGGCAUUAACAAAGACAUUAUAAUAAAGGAAAGGAAUCUGAAGACUGAGUAGUCAUCCAUCAAUCUGUAGAUAUCUUGCAGCAUGCUAUUAGACAAAUGUAUUAUUGAACUAAAUACCCAUUAUCAAUGUAUUACUCCUCAGUCUUAACUUUCCACAAACACCAUAUCGCUAAAUACACUUUAGUAGAAUGAGUUGAAAACAGUUAUAUCAACUAAACCAUGGAGAACAACAUGAUGUUGUGGAGGAGCUCUUUUGUUGCACUUUUUUUUUUAAAACCACUGCUGGGCUGUUUUCACAACCUGCGAGACGACUAUAACGAAUUAAUAUUAAAAUGUGAAAAGUGUUACAUGAUUUUAAUUUAUUGUAAGUAUGAAAUUGUAUUGUUUCAAUUGUAUUGUUUUACGUCUUCUCUGUGAGAAGGUCCAGAUAGUUUGGAGCCAUUUUGAAUCGGUACAAGAUAAAUAUGUUGGUUUUUUUUGGGGGGUUUGUGGUGCGCAGGAACAUUUGAAAACUAUUUGGUCCAACUGGUUGUCAAAGGAGCUAUGACAUCACAGCUAGAAUAAUAUCAUCCCCUGCAUUUCAUAACAAAAGGCAGCUAUGGCUUUUCCACUAUACAGACACUGGAGGAUGUUAAGAGGCCUUCUGACAUAAUGUGUUCAUAUAAAAUCAUUCAUUUACUAUUUCCAGCCCAUUACUUUGUAAAGAUUAAACCAACUUCAUCUCAUUUCACUUCAACGUAAUGUGCAAUUCCUCUCAUCUAAUCAGACUUUAUAGGGGAAUUAAGAAGAGAAAGGAAAAACACAUUAUCACAUUUCCUGUCUGAGUUUAAAGGUUUUGCCUUAUCUCACCAUGGAUUUCCUAAGUAGAUUUCUAUGAAGAUUGAUAUAAAUACCGUGUUCAUAUUUCAAUGCUAAAGUUGUUGUAGCAACAGCCAGUGUCGAGUUCACCACAAAAUGUUAUAUAUCUUGUGAAAAGACUAAUGUUGUAGCAAAGUCAUAAAUAGAAAAUAAAAGUUGG